UCUCUUACCUCAUCAACCACUAAACAAUCCAAACUCUUCUUCUCAAGUCAUUCUCUUAACUCUACUAGUCAUUGUAUAAUCUAUUUUCUAUCCAACUAAUCUCAUUUACAACACUGUUUCUAUACAAUGUCCUGCUGUCACUGUUCAAAUUUGUUUUCACGAGUCCCACAAAUGUGUUUCUUUUGGUUAUAAAUUGUUGGCCUAUGCAUGUCUCAGACUUCAAUUAUGGUUUACUCCCAAAUGGGCUUGCUCAAGCUUCCAUUGGUGGUUAUACUUUGCUCAGUUUUUUCUCUUUUGAUUUUCAUAGCACUCUGGAUACCUCAGAGCUCACUGUGAAUUUCUUGAAGACUCCCAUGCAUUCUCAAAUCUCAACUCAACCAAAUUCGUCUUUAAAGUUGUUGUGGGUGGGAGUGGCGCUUGCACCAAUUGUAAUAGCACUUGCAAGUUGGACGAUGGCUUUGGCCGCAUUAAUGCUUCUCAAUGUGAAAAUGGGACGGUUAUGUGUGAAGACUUGCAGGAUGGAAAUCAUAAAUUUGAGGUUUCCCCCAACGGGACUCAAGGAGUUGGCAGCAGUAGCUAUAACUGGACUGUUGAUAUUAUCCCGCCAACGGCAUAUAUCUCAGCCUCAACACCUUUCACAAAUGCUCUGAAUGUUUCUAUAAAUAUAUCUUUCAGUGAACCCUGUACUGGUGGAGGUUUUGAAUGUUCAUCUAUGAAAUGCAAUCUUUUGGUCUAUGGUGCUGGCCAAGUUAUACCAAACUCGCUCAAAACUCUACAGCCAAACCUUCAAUAUUCUGUCCUUGUGGGUUUAUCAUUCAUUGCUCAGUUUGGGCGAGUGAGUUUGGUAAUGGAUAAGAAUUUUUGUACUGACAGUGCUGGGAACAAAUUUACAAGAAACGCAAAUUCUACUUUGUAUGUGCAUUUAAAUAGACGAAGUAUCAACUUAACUACUCACGUUCCUAGAAGGCAACUUCAAUUAAAUGGUGAAACUAUACUGGUGCGAGCAACCAAUAACUAUAAGAAAUUGAGGUCUGUUUAACCUUUCCAGAGCCUGUUCUCAACACAUCUGAAGAAAUUAACAAUUCUCUCAAAGCGGAAAUUUUAUAUUCUCUCCAAAUGAGUGAGGGCUCACUUCUUCCUCUGGUUGACACUAAAAAAUAUGAAGGGCGUAGCAGAUUUGUAUUUAAGGUUGCUACACAUAUUUGACACGACUGUAGUCAAUGUAAGCAUUGAUACAAACUAUAUAAUAAGCAGACAGGGGACUUCAGUUUCCCCAGUUGAACCAUUUGCUUUCAUAUAUGUGACAAAAGCAGACCAAGAUAUUGUAUCUGUCAAUGUUCCUGAAAACGUAACUGGGGAUGCUGCUGGAAACAAAAAUGAGCCUUCCAAUGUCCUACAAGUAAUGCACCAUUCUGUGCCGAAAAUAUCUCAUGCGUUUUAUGGAUCUAUAACUGGCUCAUUUGUCGUGAUAAUUAUUGCUGCUGGGCUGCUUACGGUUUCGAUAGCAAGCCUUAACUCCACUGGGGAAUCUUCAAGUCCAUUUCCUUCUCCCUCUCAGUCUGAGAGUAAUCUUUUUAGAAUUGCAUGCCAUCUUCAGGUUAUUGCAUUAUCUGGAUGGUUGGCAGUGAGACUGCCAGUGGAGUAUUAUGAAUUGACAAGGGGUUUGCGAUGGAGCAUUCCCUACUUAAGUCUUCCAUGGGAAAGGGAAACUGGGCGCACCCGUCUGGUCAUGGGGAACUCGAGUCUCCCUGUCAACGUACAAACGUCUAGACUUCAACUAUCGGAAAUCAAUAAAAAUUUGUUAAAGCUGGUUGGAAAGGAUUAUGAAUCAUUAGCUGAGACAGAACAUCUUGAAUCUGCUCUUGAUCCAAGAAUUUUAGAUGGGUGGAGUGAUUUUGGUAGAAAUAUGUUCUGGUUAGCCAUAAUUGGUGGCGGUUUCAUAAACGUGCAUGCUUUACUCCUUCUCAUCCUAUACUUGAAGAAGAAAAAUUCUAAAGAGCAGGGGGGUUCUGGAGUACUCACAUCCCUAAGAUUUGAAAUAAUCAUUGUAAAUCUUGGGCUAACUAGUAUUUGUCAGGCCUCUGCAGCUCUGCUGCUAUAAUUGGAGGAGGGACGGCAUCGGGGAUUGCUGUUGGCGUUCUGCUUCUGGGUGUUGUGUCUUUUCUACUGCUGGCUUUGCUCUUGUUCCUCUCUAUAGGUAUUACAUUUGCAACGCUACUUCAAUACGAGGAAGUUCAUAAAGAGGGUCAGGGUUUUUGGUAUCAAAAAAUAGUCCGAGUAUUUUUGGUUUCUGUUGAGGGAGACCCGUGGAGACCCAAAAAAGAAUAUGUAACCAUUUUAGGGUCUCUAUAUGAAGAUUAUAGUGGCCCUCCCAAGUCCAAGCUCCCACAGAUUUCUGGGGUCUCUUCCCAUACACAAGCUGAAGCACCUUUUAUCCAAAAGCUGUUUGGAAAACUCAGAAAAUACUACAGAUUGCUUGAGUCUGUGAUCCAAAAGCUAUGUGGAGAACUCAGAGUAUACUACCCAUUGCUUGAGUCCGUGAGACGUGUUUUGCUAGCGAUUAUGGCUGGUUUCUACGAGGACAACGAGACUUCUAAGAUUCCCAUCACAUUCCCUUUAUGCAUCAAUUGUUUUCAUCUCUUCUUCCUUGUUCUCGAGAAGCCAUUUACUAAGAAAAACAUUCAGUUGCUUGAGAUCACGGCAGUUUCCAGUGAAGCAUGUAUAUCGGCUAUUAUAUUUGUUCUCGGAGAGAAGAAAUUGUCAGACAAGGAUGAGAAUAAAUUUGGAAUUCUCAUGCUUAUGCUUGUCCUAGUGGGAAUUUUACCACAGAUAAUGAAUGAAUUGUAUGAUUUGUACAAACAGAUAAAGCAGCUGGACUUUGAGAACCAUUUCUUAUUAACCGGUUUGAAAAGAGCUUCAUCUGGAUUAACUUUGCUUUUCAGCUCAAAGGAGUUUUCAUUAAGCAGGCCCCCCGCUUUAAAGGAUAAUAUUGGAGAUUCCAACUCUAAACCAACCUCUGUUGCAGAUGAAGAUACAGCUACCGCUACCUCUACCUCUAAUCAAGUCAAAUCUCCAAAUCAAGAUUGAGCAAAAAUUCACCAGUCCUUUGGCUGAAAGUAACAGGAACUCUAGGAGUAGGAACAGGAACAAGAAUUCUUGGAGUAGGAACUCGAGAACAACUGUUCCAGAAAAAUCAUGGUUGAACCAACACCACUCUUUGAUUUAGGUGCUAUAUUUAGUUGCGUAGUUGUUACAUGUUGGGAUAGACUUCAUCCUUUUAUCCUUGGCAUUGUCUUUGCUUAUCAUUUGUUUUAGUUCACCUCAACUUUAUCUCAUUGGUGAGUUACGUUUUCAAGCAUGUAAGGCAUCUGUAAAAGCCUAUGAACAAUUAUAAUAGAUUAUUAUCAGAAUGUAUAUGAGAAAAAUCAAGCUUAUGAAAUUUCUUCUUUGACGUUUA
Quercus lobata is the source of this 3457-nucleotide messenger RNA. RefSeq lists its product as uncharacterized. The coding region runs from base 1160 to 2101 and encodes 313 amino acids. NCBI's taxonomy places the organism in Eukaryota, Viridiplantae, Streptophyta, Magnoliopsida, Fagales, Fagaceae. The transcript has 12 exons. The record is from RefSeq and is a predicted model, not a curated record.